GUCACUUUGCAGCUGCAACCCGCCCUCUCUCUGUCACAGAAGCGCGCCAGCCUGUCUUGCCAUUUGGGGUGGCUAUACGGUCCGGUCCGGUUAAAUUGGCCCAAAUUGAUCCGGUCCAGUCCGGUCUUUUUGAAAAUAUAAGGACCGAAGAUUGGAUUGGAUACAGUCCGGUCUUGAUCCGGUCCGGUUUUGAUCCGGUCCGGUCCUAAUUCGGUCUUGAUUUUACAUUGAGAUUGUGGGAUUUGAGUGGCCUAAGGCCUUAAAGGGUGAGGAGUUGGUUAAGUUUUGUACUAAGUGCAAAGGUUUGUGACCGUUUAUGCAAAUUACCCUUAAGUUUUGGGUGUUGAGCUCUCUUAUCCGGUCUUUAUCCGGUUUUUUACCUCAAAUCUAAGCCCAAAUAUUGGAUUGGAUUGUUUACUAUCCGGUCUCGGUCCGGGUUAUACGGUCCGGUUUGCGGUUUUUAAUCCGGUCCCGGUCCAAAUAGCCACCCCUACUUGCCAACAUUUCGCAGCUGUAAGUCUGCAAUCCACCCUCUCUCUAUUCUUCUUUUCUCUGCCAUGGAAAGCGCGUCGGCCUCAAAUGGGUGACUCUCUCUAAAAUAGAGGUCGAAUAUUUUUCGUCGUUUUAGGCGAGGAGGGAUUUUCUGCUUCCUUAUUAGAGGAUAUGAGAGACAGAGAGUCCCUGCUCCAAAUCUCAUCGUUUUAGGCUAAAUAUCUUCCUCUCUACUUUUGCUUCUUUAUUACAGGAUAUAUAUGAGAGAGGGAGAGUCCCUGCUCCAAAUCUCAUAGGUUUAGGCCGAAUAUCUUCCUCUCUACUUUUUUACCAGUAACCAGCUUCUCUUUCUCUUUACUCUUUCUCUCACUAAAAUUGACUGCCUUUGUUUACCUACUCUCCCACUAAAAUCGCUCAUAGAAAUUCAAUUUCAUUUGUGGUGGUUCAAUCGGCUCAGAUGCGUAAAACUAAAGCAGCUGAGGUCUCUGUAGAAGGAUAUGCGAUGGGAAGAAGGUUAUUGGAAUGGGAUCGUCGGAGAGGAGAUGGUUGCCUGCAACAACAUCAGAGGCUCCACCACAUCGUCGCUCUCCUCUUGCACGUCCGCCAUUUCGACCAUGCACCUGUGAACCUUCGAUUACCUCCGCCGGCUAUGGUUGUUGCGAGAAUCCAUUUGUUAUAGAGAUGAGAUUUGGAGCUGCAAAGUAUUUUUCCUCUUCGUCUAUGGUACUGCUUCAGAUCUCUCAAUAUCAGGUUUGCCUUAUCUUAUUGUCUUUCAUUAUCUAUUUUGAUAUGCACGAACAAGUCAUCUUGAUUAUUUAUUUUCGGUUUUGCAGCAAGUUUCUAAUGCUUUUCCCUCCUUUUCUCAGAUCUGUGCACUGGUACAUCCAGUGUCGAACCACAACAUAGAUCAGGGGCAUCAAGUCUCAUAUCGAGGUCUUGGCACGCCAGUACCCUGCAUCCGCUUUUGCGACUAUAUUCAUCUACCUUUAGUAAGUCGUUCUUAAUCGCCCUGCCCAUUUCACUUGGACAUAUUCCUCUCCGGCUUACUACCAUAUAUAUUUUUAUUCAUUUAACAUCCACAGAGGGAAUCAGUGGGAGGUCGACGAAAUAAUGGGAUCGAUCGGUGAGCUUUCGAUCUCUUAACUUCUGUUUUGCUUUCACUCCUUUAUUUUUUAUUAUUAUUAUCUGUGGUGACCCAAAUCGUUGUUGCUCACAUUGUAGAUUUGGGAUGUUAGGAGAGGUCGGAGCAGCGAAAUUGGCGAGUUCUAUGGUGCGUUUAGCUUUGUUCUCUCUUUCUUAUUUAGCGUGAUUGUCAUUUUUCUCUUUCCCACUCUUAGAAAUGAGUUUGUUUUGCCUUUUAUGAGUUCGUCCCCCCCCCCCCCCCGUGUGUUUGAAGGAGCUAAGCGGUGUGGAGUUUGGUAGCUGAAACUGCUCAUGAUCGAUUGGUGGGCGGCUGGAACUAUUAUUUAGCGGUGAUGAGAAUCGCAAUGGGAUGUUUCUGUGAUUGUGAGGAGAAUCCAUCUCUCCGUGGCUGGUAUUUUAUGGUUGGCUUAUUUUUCCAAUCCCUUGAACUGUGGUUUAUUCCCCCCUUUUUCUCCCUCUUUCUCUGCGUGGUCAGCAGCUGCAAUUGGAUGGGCAAGAAGGAGUGACCUGCUAAUCGAAUUUCUUGGAGGAUGAGUCUAUUGCAAUCAAAAUAGAAAACUCUUGCUCCUUUUUUUUUUUUUGCUUCAGGCUCCCUGAUUUGAGAGGAUUAUCAAGUUUUUUAAGAAGAGUUUGAUUUCUAGGUCAUGUCUUGGGUUCGCGAGGUGCUAUACUGACUCUUUCUCUGUUUGUCUAUUUUUCAUGUGGAGUUUCUGUACAUGUGUCCAUUCGAGUGAGGUUCACACAAGUUGGUGAUUGUGACUUUCAGUGCUCCUAUUCUCCGAUUUCUCCGUGGAUGCUUCCGGGUAUUCAAGUUUGUACCUCAGUCUCCAUUUAAUUGUUUAGUUUAUGUAUUUUUCAGUUCAUAAAUUAUUUUUUAUUGUUCCGUUUCAACAUUUUGUGUUCGUGACUCAUCCUUCAAACGAUGUUAAGCUACAAAAGAUCUAGCCUUUGUCAGAUUACAAGCUAGAACAUGACAAAAGAUCUACCCCCUACACUUACAGAAUGCUUUCGUUUUUAAGCAGGUUCUUGCGCGAGUUGCAACAUGUCCACCCCUUGAUGACGAGCAAAGGACUUUCUUCAACAUGAGGGUAAGUCUUCCUCGGUCUUGAUUUUUAACUUGACAUGUCACACAUGAGUGCUUGCUUCCUCAAAUGGGAUUUUUUUCGUUUCUUGCCUCGAAUUCCCAUAUUAGUAUUUCAUUUCCUCAAAUUUUGUUUGGCCACUCCAGAGUCUGAUUUGAAGUAGGCAUAUAGAUUAGAAAGAUUAUCAGAAAACUUAAUUCUAUGGUUUGAUUAGACUAAUGUGGUUGCUUGAUUCUCAUCACUUAUGACCUUGACUUUCUGUGCAUUUUUUUACCAUGUGUUUGGCUGAUUUCUUUUGAAGGUCUACUAUGUUUUUUUUUGUUAAUUUAGAAGUGAGGGGAAUGUGAGAAAAUUGAUCCAGACUGUCGAAUUGUAGAAGAGCUUUGUUAGAGCAUCAAAAGGCUUGGAUGUCACAAUUGCAUAAAACUCUCAAGCAAACUAUUAGAAAUCAGGAUGGUGUUCUAAUGGUCACUGGAUAUCAGAGGAAGACUAGUAGGGAACAGAAGGCUAUGAAAAUCAUGACCCUUUUUUAAUAUCCACUGUGUAUAGGAGAUUUAUAAAAUUGAAUGUAACGAGGGUUGAUAAUUGGUUCUUUAGAUAUUGUAUGUGUGGAGUUCUGAUAGCGAGUCUGCAAAUUAAGAUAGGAAUACAGUGUUUGCACCUCUUUUAUUGCUUUCGAAGGCGAGCAGGGUUGUACUCUUUCUAAGUUUAAUUGGAAUGUACAAGUAUGUAUGUAUAUACUGCUUUGCUGGAGUAUGCAUACUCUUUUUUUUUGUUCUAUGUGUAUUAUAUAUUUUGAUUUAGUAGAGUUUAUGAUAAGAGUAUACAUCAAUUAAAAAAAAAGAGUAUACAUCAUUUUCUAUAUAAUAAGAAUUCAUCUUACAUUCUUAAUACUUGCAUUAUCUAUUUACAUUUUUAGUACAUGUGAACUUAAAAUUCAACAUUUAGAAUAGAACAUUUCGAAUACUGUCUUAAAUUUUACGCCUCCCGGCGCAUAGCGCGGCAGAUAACUAGUCAACAGUAUCAUUUAUAGUGGAAACUUAAAACUGCCACCUCCAUUCAAAAAAUCCUGCCUCUAGAGUGUUUUUCGGUGUGCUGACGUGGCUGAGAUUACAGCCGGCGGUUUCCCUCUCUGCUUUCUGUAAACGCUAUUUUGUUGUGCUGGUUUCUUUUGUGCGCCUCCCAACAAACACUACUAGCUAUUCCCCUUCCUCUCUGAAACCCAUUCGUUGUCCUCGCACCAACCACAAAUUCAAUCACUCGAUCCCUUUCUCCCUACAGAUGACAUGACUGCAAUAUACAAGUGUCGCCCAAAUUAAUUUCCAGUAUCUCCUCUUCUCCACUGCUUCGCUUAUUCGCCGGCGGUUUUCCUCUUUCCCUGCCAAUUUCCAUUAUGUUUUCUCCGCCAUUCCAAAAAGAAAGCCUCGCUGCUCAAAGACUCAGACCGACGAAUUUCUGUGUAAAAUAGAAGAAUACCCUGGGCUGCUAUGGUUGAUACGACUAUGACUCAUAUUUGUGAAUCAAAGAUGGUGGCGUGUAAGUCAUCGAGGGAGUUGCUGGGUAACAGAUUUCUUCAGAUAUACCUUCGUAUUUUUGUUUUGAUUUUACUUUUGUGAGAUCAGGUUUCCAUGGCGGUGAGUAGAAGGGAACUAAAUGAAUGAAAUAGGGCAGCUCGGUUUUCAUGGUUGUAGGUCUCCACGACAGUGAUUGAUGCAUAAUUUGAGGUAAUUCAUUUCCAGUUGUCUUUGUGGCGCAUUCACAAUUUUCAGUGUUUUCCCCAGCUUUGAUUGGAGAUUGCUGUAGACAAUUCUUUCUGUGGCUUUGAGCUGCUUUUCAUUUUUGAACUUCGUAGUUGAUGUGGAGACAUAUUCAUGUCCAGACAUUCGACAUGCCUUUGGUUGUUGAUGUUUACGGCAGUCAUUGGUUCGAGGUUAGGAAACCGCAAAUUACCUUUCUUUAGUUCAAGAAUGUUUGGGUUUCACUUUCUCACGUGAACCUAUUUGCCUGAUUCAGAGUUCUUCUAUGGAAGCUUUCAUUGGUAGCUUUUGCAAGGUGGAUUUGCACUUGGGAGUUGUGGUUGUGUUUUUCGAUUAUGGUGAGUGGUUUGUAAGCUGCAUUUGUAUUCGCCUUCCCUUCAACGACUCAUACCACCUGAACCCCUUCAUUCUUUGGCUUCCACUUCAGGCUUCAGUUACCUCCUAUAACCUUGAAUCACUUUCGAUUCGUCUUCCAAUCUUCUACAAAUCUGAUUUCCCUCUUCCAUUGCUGGGAAAAAUUAUCUUCCAUCCCUUUUUCUGUUUACUUUGUCCGACCAUCUUACGUCGUCGUCUUAUUCUCCUUCCAGAGCGCAAAAAAAGGAAAUUGUAGAACAUAUCAAUUGAAGUAGAUGCCAGGAUUAGAUGAAAAUAUUGCCGGAGAACUCAUCCUCUGAAAGUAAUGAGGUAUAUCAUGGGAUUUCAACUCUUAUUAUUUAUCUCUUUUGUUUGUUUGCUAUUUUGUGAAAUUUUGAGCUCUGUUCAGUCAACCCAUUUGUUGAUUAUUCUAAGUUCAUAUUUUUAAUUUUUACAUUUCCUUGGUCAUAGAUUUGAUACAUUGGGACAUAAGAGGGGUGUGGAUGAUCAAGUGAGAUCUGCCAGGUUUGGAUGUAUGUUUCUAUUGUCUUAUACCAUAUCAUUACUAUUCCAAGUUCUUGAACACCAAACUUAAGCUUCAUUGUCCAUGUUACUCUUUUAUCAUCAACCAAAAACUCUAUCUUCUUUUCCUUGGACCAGACUUCUAAGUAGGAUCGAGGAGUUCGAAAGACCAUGUAUCCAGUGUGAAAUCCAGAAAGUGACCAAUGAUCUUUCUUUCCUCUCGGUCUUUGGUGGUAUGUUCCCUAAUUUCCCUCCCCUUCCCUCCUUUUUAAUUCCUCCUUUGGGAUUUUUUGACUGGUUUGCAUCAUCCCUAUCUCAUGGAGGCAGCAAUACUGCUUGAUCAGUUUUUGCCAGCUUAUAUUUUAUAGCCUUCAAUAUGUGAUGUCUAAUCUAUUUUGUUUCUUUUAAAAAAUUCCAUUCAAUUCCGUUCUAUGUCUUUGUCGAUUUCGUCUGUAGGAUAGUAUGUUAGAAUGCUUUGAAAACGACAAUGGGUUCAUGGAACCAGUUUGCUUUCUCCUUCAAGUUUUUGUUUGGGGGUUAGUUGUUGCAUUAUCGACUUUGUUUACUCAUUCAGAUUCAACAUUCUUAAGCAUUUUAGUUGGUUCCUUACCCAUCUGCUUCAUCUCUGCAAGUAUUAUUUAUUCCUUUUGCAUUUGUUGUCUAUACACAUCCUCUUUUUCUAAUGUUCUAUAUCAAUUUCAAAUGUUGGUGCCCUAUCGUGUCCUACCAACAUAAGUAAUCGUAUAGGUUAGGCUAUAGGAAUCACAAACCCAGGGAAAGGAUAGUGCGGCAAAGUGAAUCACCGGAGAAAUAGACUUGGUGAUUGUUUUGAAGUUAAUUGGGUUAGGUGUUCUUUUUCAAUUUCAAUGACAAAUGGAUAUAUGGGUGAUUAAUAAUGAUGUUAUGAUUUA
Linum trigynum is the source of this 6261-nucleotide messenger RNA. The record is from the annotation of a GenBank genome assembly. Lineage: Eukaryota; Viridiplantae; Streptophyta; Magnoliopsida; Malpighiales; Linaceae.